UGUGAUCGGCUAAAAAGGUGUCGGGUCCUCGCGAAAUAUCAUAUCGUUGGAUAAUCUUAGCGUAAGUUAAGCAUACACCAUAGAGUAUUUUGGUCGAUAUAAGCGAUUCUUGCGCCUGCGAUGACAUCGCCGGCGAAAGGAAAGCAUGGCCCGUUGGUGGGGGCUCUCGAUCAAGGUACCAGCAGUACGAGAUUUCUGGUCUUCACGGCCAACUCUGCCCAGCUGCUGACAUACCAUCAAGUGGAAGUGAAGCUGAGCUUUCCCCGCGAGGGCUGGGUGGAGGCCGACCCAAGCGAGCUGCUGCAGACGUCAUUGGUCUGCAUCGAGAAGACAGUGGAGAACCUGCGUGCCCUGGAGGUGGAUGAGGCAGACAUCGCCACCAUCGGUAUCACGAACCAGCGAGAGACGACAGUGGUAUGGGACCGCACCACCGGCCGGCCGCUCCACAACGCCAUCGUCUGGCUCGACGCGCGCACCACCCAUACGGUCCAAAAGCUGUUGCAGAAAUGCCCUGAGAAGGACAAGGACUACCUGAAAGAGCUCUGCGGUCUGCCCAUCAGCACCUACUUCAGCGCGGUGAAGCUGCGCUGGCUGCUGGACUCGGUGCCCGAGGUCGCCGCUGCCCUCCGCGAUGGAACCCUCAUGUUCGGCACCGUGGAUACCUGGCUAGUCUGGAACCUGACUGGUGGCGUCAACGGUGGACUGUACAUCACCGACGUCACCAACGCCUCCCGCACCAUGCUGAUGAAUAUCGCCACGCUACAGUGGGAUGACUACCUGUGCGGGUUUUUUGACAUCCCGAAGUCGAUUCUGCCGGAGAUCCGCAGCUGCUCGGAGAUAUACGGCCAUCUGACGUCGGGUGCGCUGAGUGGCGUUCCCGUCUCUGGCAUUCUGGGUGACCAGCAGGCGGCGCUAGUGGGUCAGAUGUGUCUUAAGCAGGGCCAGGCCAAGAACACGUACGGCACCGGCUGCUUCCUGCUCUACAACACCGGCUGCAAGAUCGUGCAGUCCACCCGCGGCCUGCUCACCACCGUCGGCUACCAGAUGGGCAAGGAGGCGCCCGUCAUGUACGCCCUGGAGGGCUCGGUGGCCAUCACCGGCGCGGCCGUACGGUGGCUGCGGGACAACCUGGGCCUGAUCUCGGAGAACGCCGAGGUGGAGGUGCUCGCGCGUCAGGUGAAGGACACGGGCGGCGUGUACUUCGUGCCGGCGUUCACCGGCCUGUACGCGCCGUACUGGGACGACACGGCGCGCGGCACGAUAUGCGGCCUGACCCAGUACACCACAAAACAGCAUAUCUGCCGAGCCACGCUGGAGGCCAUCUGCUUUCAGACGCGGGAGAUCCUGGACGCGAUGAACCAGGACUCUGGGAUCCCGCUGACGGCGCUGCAGGUGGACGGCGGUGGCACCGUCAACACGCUGCUGGUGCAGCUGCAGGCCGACCUGCUCGGCAUCCCCGUCGUGCGGCCGACCAUGCCCGAGACGACGGCGCUGGGGGCGGCGAUGGCGGCGGGCGCGGCGAGCGGCGUCGGCGUCUGGAGCCUCUCGCCGGAGGACCUCAGCCACGGCACCACCGACCAGUUCAGCCCGCAGAUCGGAGAUGACGAGCGGGACGUGCGCUUCGACCGCUGGAAGCAGGCGGUGUCCCGCUCUCGGGACUGGGAGCCCGUCACGGAGCGCUCACCGCUGCCAGAUCGGCGCCACCGCCUGCUGACGUCCCUGCCGCCCGUCUGGUUCGUCUUCUGCUCGGUGCUGCUGCUCGUGCUGGCCAGAGAGCGGGGCUCGAUGACGGCGAGAUGACGUCACCACCGGGCUGGUGUGACGUCACCCGGCAGUUGACCAGUAUUAAGCGUUAGGGAACGGUGAUGCUCAUUUUCCAGGAGAAGUAGACACGUGUCACUCGCCGCCGGCAGCCGUCGCCGGUCUGGUUGUGAGGCUGGAGCUGUGUACCGCGGUGUUGGUGUGCGGAUGUGGACCAGCGUAGGCGAGCGUCAGGACCUCCUUUUCGUCUCAGGUGGCCGGAUCCCCGGUCACGUGAGGCCCACCCCACGGUCCCGCCACGGCGCAGCUGAUGUUGCCUCUCUGGCGGACAGACCAUGCCAAUCGUGAUCACCCUGGGGCAACCAUGCUUCAGGGCAUGCUCAAUGCCCUGAAGAGCGCUUUCGACGCCAAGGGUUGAACUUCAGAUGCCCGCGUUUGUUUAUAAGCUUUCGAUCCUCAUUUGCUUGUGCUACUGUCAAAUAUUUAUUUCGAUCUCACGAGUUUUGUCGGGACAGGAUACUCUACAAUAAUGUACCUGGGCCACGCAUUUGUUUCCUUUCUGUCGACUUCGCGGGCAUUUGCGGGCUGCCUUAGUGCCGCGCACUUGAUGUCCGCGGCUCUCCCAUGCUUCCAGUUUGCGGUAUCUCUUCGGUUACUGACGUUUCCGUACCCUGAAUAUUUUCGCGGUGAUCGUAUCCAGUCAGAUUCAGAUCGUGGGGUGUUUUGACAUCUACAAGUCGUUUUGGAACCGUGAAGUGAUCGUCCAUUGAUAAGUGGUCUUUUUUGGAGUUCAAUGUGCAAUAACUAGGCUCAGGUUCUAUAGAAGCAGGCCCAGAUUGCGUGGAUGGCACGAUUGGGUAGGAUCAGGCUAACAGUGCAUGGCUCGUGCCCUGCAGAAACAAAUUAGCUCUGGUGGCGUGCAAUGAACCGCCAUGUAGUCGUAAACCUGUGUGCAAUAAAUGUAAUU
This is a messenger RNA of Pollicipes pollicipes, 2728 nucleotides long. RefSeq names its product glycerol kinase. The record is from RefSeq and is a predicted model, not a curated record. NCBI's taxonomy places the organism in Eukaryota, Metazoa, Arthropoda, Thecostraca, Pollicipedomorpha, Pollicipedidae. Gene Ontology annotation, biological process: phosphorylation; triglyceride metabolic process; glycerol-3-phosphate biosynthetic process. Gene Ontology annotation, molecular function: glycerol kinase activity. Gene Ontology annotation, cellular component: mitochondrion. The coding region runs from base 121 to 1800 and encodes 559 amino acids. The transcript is spliced from 14 exons.